ACUUGUUGAGGCAAGCAAGCAUAAGUGAACAUGGCAAAGUUAGCGAUCUUCUUCUUGGUGGCUGUGGCUUUUCAAGCCAGUUUCGCCGUACCAACUUUCUACGAAGAUAAUACUCUUCUUAAGUACGUGAGCGAAAUCCGCAACGAAGUACAAGACAUCACCUUGUACCUCGAAAAAGACUUCCCCGAAGAUCGCUUGGCUCUUAAAACCGUCACUUGGCAAUGUCACAAACUUGUUGAAGCUAUCCAAGUAAUCAUCAACAAGCUCCACGAAGAAACCUUCACCUACCGAAGUGAAGGAGUUGGCAUCUUCAGAGAAGUCGUCUCCCUUUUGAAGGAAGUGCGUGACUCGCUCAAACAAAUCACCCUCUACAAUGAAAUCACCAACAUCCACGAAGUUAAGAAGAACUUCAUCGUCUCCAUCAACCUGGUUCUUGAGCGUUUCGAAAAAUUGGUGCAACUCACCUACAAACUCUACCCUGAAUUCCAAUACACUUUGAAAUACCUUUUCGUCGACUUCUUGACUACCAUCCGCGGAAUCCGUUCCCACUUUAUCCACAUCAACGAAGGUUUGGAAGUUGUCAAAGCUCCACGCGUGUUGAUCAAGGAAAUCCACGAAUACACCAACGAAGUUACCCAGCUUCUCCAGGAAGUUGUCCACCCAACCCAAAUUAAGGUAGCCCUCCGCGAAUACCUCAUCGCCGUCAACGAAAUCGUCCGCAAGUUGCAAGAAGAGACCGUCUUGGGACACAAAGAACUCGACCUUGUCUUACAUCAGCUCACCAUCAAACUUCGUGAAAUCGUAUACCCCAUCAUGGAAAUCAUGACCGAAAACACCGUUGAUGUCACAGUCUUCAGAACCCAAAUCAUCAGCAACUUGCGCGAAGUUGUUGCCAUCUUCGAGCAGUUGGUACAGCUCUGCGAAGACAAAGUCUUGCCCGUAGAAAUCAGAACUCUUCUCGUCAGAGUCAUCUACCACUACUUCUACGCCGUCAAGCACGUUAUCCAAGAAACCAGAUUCGGUAACAAGAUCGGUUUCUACACUCCCAAGUACUACUCCACCGAAUUCUAUGGCAAGCACGGAUACGGACUCUACGAAAAGGAAUUCCACAACCGCUUCUACACCCCAUACCAAUACGAAACCAAAUACUACAACAUUCCCUUCGAAUACAAGAACAUUGAAAACAACUACUACAACCCAUACAGCUACGAAACUCUUUUCCCCGUUCACCAGAACCAAAUCGAGUCUUUCUAUUGCAAAAACCUCCAGUGGAACAAAUACGAAUCCCCCAAGGAUUUAGUCUUAACCGUCCAAAUGCUUGUCAAACGCAUCUUCAACCGCUUCGAACACAACACCUGGGAAGUUACCGAUGUCAACACCGUUCUCCUCCACAACAUCCGUGAGUUCAUCACCGUCCUCGACAACAUCUCAGAGAAAUUCGAAACCAAAAUGACCUUCGAACGUUCCCUUCACACCGAAAAGUACGUAGAGGAAUUCAUCUACAGCAUCAAGGAAAUCAAGAGAGAACUCAAGCAAACCAUCAACACCGAAGUUUUCACCAACUUGCCUGAACUCAAGAUCCGCUUCCUCCGUUACAUUGAAGUUGUUGCUGCCGAAUUUUGCAGAUUGAUCGAGAACCAACAAGUAUACGGUCUCGAAAGUUUCGUGGUCAAGGACAUCUUUAACAAAUUCAUCUCCUUCUUGAACAAGGUCAGCUACGAACGCAGCUACGUCUCCGAGCACUACCCAAUCAAAGGAUUCAACGGUUUCUCCUCCAAGUAUUACAAGGACAACACCAUCGUCCCAACCAAUUACAACAGCUACUCCCACGGGCUCCCAACUGUUUACAACCAAUUGUACUAAAAUGUGGUUUGCUGUGAUUACUUGUGAUCUCAGUAUUUAAAUAAAUCUGACCUUUUUUUGUAUA
Photinus pyralis (common eastern firefly) is the source of this 1927-nucleotide messenger RNA. RefSeq lists its product as uncharacterized. The transcript has 5 exons. Lineage: Eukaryota; Metazoa; Arthropoda; Insecta; Coleoptera; Lampyridae. The record is from RefSeq and is a predicted model, not a curated record. Bases 31 to 1863 code for a protein of 610 amino acids.